Molecule: messenger RNA, 909 nt
Organism: Clonostachys rhizophaga
Lineage: Eukaryota; Fungi; Ascomycota; Sordariomycetes; Hypocreales; Bionectriaceae
Source: the annotation of a GenBank genome assembly
AUGGAAGGCCAGUCGACAUCUGUGUCUCCCUACGAGACAGACCCCGCCAAGAUCCCCAGAGACGACAGAUAUGCUGAUAUCCCCCUCUAUGGCCGUUAUGGGCCAGCAGUGGGUGACUUCAAACCCCAACUUGAACACAUCAAUUCCACGUCUUCCCAAUCCUUGAGAUACUGGGAAGAAGUCCUCUCGAGGUGCGGUGACUCCAAUUUAGUCUACAAAAACGAACUAGACGACGACGGUCGCGAUGUUUUCGCCUUCGGGAGUAUCAUCAUCAAGUCGGGCCAUCUUCACAAGGCUCCUACUCGCGACUACUCAUUCAAUGACGCCAACGAGGUCGCUGCUGUCGCUAUUGCCCAGAAGCCGCUAGCGAAGCUCGGCAUCAAGGUCCCGGAAAUAUACUUCACUGGCAAGAUCCAUGGCCGCGAUGUCCUUGUUCAGCAGAGAAUACCCGGCGUUGGGCUCAAUAUCGCUAAGCAGUACUUGGGCUCUGAUGAUAUGGAGAGCUUCAAGGAGCAGGCCCGCGUGGUUCUCCGUACACUGCGUGACAUCAAGCCGCCCUCAGCACAGAAGUCUCGCUCAUACAUCGCCCCGGCUCCAGAUCCCGUCAAGAGCCAUCGUGUCCGGCAAGAGGAGGCGGAAAUCAUCUUCUCCGACGUCAACACGGACACAGACUUUUGCUUUAUGCACAAUGACUUUACUGAGUCGAACACGAUUGUCAAUGAUGGCAAGAUUGUCGGCUUGAUAGACUGGGAAAUGGCUGGCUAUUUUGGAUGGGAGACAGCACGUCAGGUGCAUUUGCGGAUCAGAGGUCCAAGGAAGGAGAGCUUCGCCCAUUUGGAGAGCAAGGAGGAAUUUAAGGAUAUCUUAAGGCAGAUGUUCUUCUGGAGGGACUUGUAUGAUGUCGCUUAG